GCUACGUGUGUUCACUUGUGUACGUCUGAAUCUGAAUCUGAAUUAUAUAGUCGGCAGAGCAACCUUUCAGGAAACAUCACACCAACUUCUGAGCUGAUUGAUAAGUUCCUUAUGUUUCGCUCAGGCUGAGCUGAGUAUGUUACGAUAGAAGGUGUGCAUUAUAUGCAUUUGUCGUUCCUGCUCUAAGUUUGGAGUUAGAAAGAAGCAGCAGUCAUGGCUCAACCACGCAGCUACCCAAGAAUAGUACAAGAUAUCACAGGUUGUGUCAAUGAUCUGAAGAAAGAUUCCCAGGAUUCUCAACUGCCAAUCACAGACGAUUCUUUAGCUCUGCAUAAGUUCUGUGCUAAACUUGAAUACCUUCUUCAGAUAGACAUGAAAAGUCGUUCCGGUUUGCUUGGGGGUCGUCGUGAUUAUUGGGACUACUUCUAUAAAUGCAUGUAUAAAGUCAAAGGAUUGAAUGAUGGACUGAGAUUUGUCAAAGCAAUGUCGGAGGUCAAGUCAUCUCUUGGGCGUGGUCGUGCUUUCAUUCGUUACAGUUUAGUUCACCACAGACUUGGAGAUAGUUUACAACAGUGCAUCUCCAAUACCAAGAUAACCAGUGAGUGGUAUAACCUGUCAUCGGUCCUUCUGAAUGCCAUCCAUGGAGCAACAAUUACUACUGCUGUAUAUGACCUGAAUGAUAUUCAGUUUGAUCUGGCACCUACUGGAUAUGAUCUGGACACUGCUUGGCCUACCUUUGCACGUAAGACUCUUGGUGCACCUAGUCUAUACUUAUGGACUCCUCCGAGUAGGACAACUAGUACCAGUAGCAUCAAUUCACAGCUUAGCACCAGUGACUCGUCAUACCCUAAUAGUCCAAUGACUGACUCAAGACCUUCCCCUCUUGGAGAUCAACUUGUUCAUCUUCAGAAGGAAUUUGAGGAUUGUGAGCUUGUGAACAGACAGCUGAGGCAGAGAAUAGACCAGCUGGAGAAAGACAAUGAAGACAUUCAUCAUAUGGCACAAGAAACUGAGGAGUCUAUGACUGCCCUAAAACAGGACUCGGAAAAGCAGAACUCAGACCUCCAGGAGCAGAUCAUUAGCCUGGAAGAAAAACUGAAUUGUAAAGAAGCAGAACUGCUUGGGAUGGAGAGUAAGUGGAAAGCACGAGUUCAGGAGGCUGAAAAAACCGCUGCUGAUUUACAUGGGCGCAUUGAGGUGUUGAAUAAACAGCAUGAGAGCAGAGAAAAAAUGCUGAUUGAAUCUGAGAAAGGGCUAAGAGAUAAUCUAGCAAUGGCUGAAAUCUCUGCCACUGAGUUGAAACAACAGGCAAAUAAUUAUCAGCUUGAAUUUGCAACUAGGACUGCGUCAGAACAGAGUGCCAAAGAAAAGAUGUCCGACCUGGAAAACAAGCUCGCUGCCGCAGAACAACGAAAUCUGGACAUGAUUUCAAGAAUGAAUGAUAUUGUCCUUGAUAAAGAUAAGAAAGUGUCUAGCCACUUUGAAUCAGCCAGUAAGGUCCAUGAGCUUUUAGCAAGACUGGAAGGAGCGGAAACGGAGAAACUUGAACUGAAAGGAGUCACGGAGGAACUGAUACAUAAACUACAGCUCAUUGACACUCAAAGAACUGCCGAAAGUGAAUCAAAGCAGCGGUCUAUUUCAGAAAAGGAAAUGGAACAUCCACCUGAAAAGGAAUCAGCCAGUGGUGAUGAAUAUCCGCAUCAAAUCAAAGAAUUGGAAAAUACUAAUAAGAAACUUAUUUCCCUUAAUGCAGAAGCUGCUAAGAAAGUUGGGAAUCUUGAAGCAGCCAUACAGAAAAUUGCAUCGGAAAAAAGUGCUCUUGAGAAACAAGGUAUUGAAGCACAAAGAACCAUGUCCAAUCUGGAGGAAAGUGAAUGGUUAUUAACAGAGCAAAUUGAAGAAUUACAAAAAGAUAUCGCAUCUACUGAAAAGGAAAGAGAUGACUUAAUUGAAAAGGUGGCUUUGUUAGAAAACAGAAGCAUGACGGAAGGAAAGGAAAGGGAAGAAGAUAUAUUAACUUUAAUGGAAGAGAAUUCUAGACUGAUGGCGUCAAUGGGACUGUCCGAGAAGGAACUCUCGUUCAUGAAAUCUGCCUGCCAGCAGUUAAUACAGAGUCUUGAGCAAUAUAACACAGACAGUCAUUCGCAGUUAGUUGAGUGUACAGAUAAUCCUCAGAUGCAUAUUGAACCUGAUCCAAAACUAACUGCCACGUCUCAUGGACAUGAAGACAUUGGUGCACAAUAUACAUCUUUGUGUCUGUCACUUCAAUCAAAAAUCAGCACAGUACUUGCUGGAAAAGUCUCCUUAGUCACUCACUUACAGAGAGAAGUAACUGAUUUAAAAUCUCACAAUGCCGAGACACUUACACAGCUCAAAGAGAAGGAAGAGCAGGAUAGCAUGGAAGUGUCUAAUUUGCGAGGGACCAUAAAGAGUCUCCAGGGCCAACUAGCUGACGCCGGCUUGCGGUCUGAAUCACAGAAAGAGAUAGAAACAGAAAAAGAAAAAGAACUACUUGGAUAUGCAGAGCAGAUGAACAUACUCAGACAGCGAGUUUCUGAUCUCAAAGAGAGUGUCGUCCAAAAAUCCUUAGAAUUGGAAACUACUCGGCAGAAGCUUGGUCAGUCCAAGGACCAAGUAGAAUCUUUAAAAGUAGCUCUGGAAAAGAGUCAAAGCGAAAAGGCAUUUUUAGGAACAAGUAUCUCAUCUACUGGCAAAGCUUUUGAAACUUUGCAAGCUGAACAUGAACAACUUCAACAGGAGACCCAAGACCUUCAGAGGUAUAAUGAAGAGUUACACGGAGAGUCAGAUAGCUUAAAGCAGGUCAAUAGAACUAUGGAAAACAUGAUGGAAGACUCACAGAGGUUGCAAAAAGAAAACGUCUCCUUAGAACAGGUCUUCGAGGAUCGGAAACAAAAAAUGAUCAAAGAGCAUGAAGAUAAAGUUGAGUUUCUUACGCAUCAGUUUAACACAAUAAAGGACGAGCUGGACAAUGUGAGUGCUGCCAAUGCGGAACUGGACAUGCAGCAUCAAGAAAUGUCAGUCAAACUCAAAGAAAUGCAAGAAAGUUGUGAACUAAUGGAAACAGAAAGGAAUGAAAUCAAGAAAACUAACGAUGAGUUAAAUGCAGAGGUCUCAAGAGUGAACGAAUCGUCACAGCUUAUUCAGUCCGAGAAGGAAGAGGUAGCAAAGAAGUUGGAGCAGCUUAGCUCUGAGAUGUUUCAGGCAUUGGAAGGGAACACUACAAGGAUGCUGCGUCUUGAGAAUGAACUUCAUGAUGCUAGAGAGGAAAGGGACAAUGAGAAGAAACGAGUCAGUGAGCUUGAAGUAGAAAUGACUGAUACAAGGGAGAAGUUGAGCAAAGCUGAGCAAAAAUGCGAUGAAGGCACAGAGCAGCUUAGUAGUCUUCAGUGUGUCAUGAAACAAGAAAUAUCUGCCCUGAAGUUUCAACUGAGCUCCGAGGCUUUAGAGUACCAGCAGAACAUACAGGGUUACAAGGAUCGUGAGGCAGAUCAACAGUUAUUACAGCAGAGACUUAUUGAGCUGGAGGAGAAUGCAGAAAGUAUUCAGGAUACGUUAGAUGAAACCAGAACACAGCUACAACAACAGCAGCAAAAGGCUAAGGAAGCUGUGGAAGCGUUGUCUGAGAAGGAGGUUGAGCGAAGUGUCCUUCAGGAAGCAAUACAGCAGAUGUCCAAAUCAAUGGAAGAGCUUCAACUCAGAAACUUAAACAGUGAGGUAAAAGAGGAACUUGGAAUGUUAAAGGAUUCUCGACAGGGCAAUCAAACAUCGUUAGAAGCUAAGCUGACUGAACUUCGGACUGACAAUGUGGACUUAAAAAAGCAGAUUAUUAAACUCAUCAGAGAUAAAGAUACUUUGUGGCAGUGGACUGAUAAAUUGGAUUAUCAGCGAAAGAUGAAGGCAUCCGAGAGAUGGAUUGAUGAUAAUGAGGUGACUCAUUGUAUGCAAUGCCGUAUACAGUUCUCCAUGAUUGUCAGACGUCAUCACUGCAGACUGUGUGGUCGUAUCUUCUGCACCAAGUGUGCUAGCUGCUAUGUAUUAACAACUCAUAGUAGCAAGAAGUCUCGUGUAUGUGAACAGUGCUUUGUUGUACAUCAGCAUGCCUCUGAGGUAAACCAAACCUUGACUACAACAUUAUCAACACCAGAUAGCGAUGACGAGGAUGAAGUAUCUCAAGGUACACCAGCUACCAGUAGAUCUUCUAUUAGUUCCAAUACACAUCUCCAAGAUGCAUUGGAAUCAACAAUAUCUACAGAAGGGUCGUCAUCAAUAGAUGGUUCCAUCUCUCCUAUCAAGGUGCCCAUAGUUACAUCAGGGCAAGCUGUGAAGGAAGAGGCUUCUCUUGACCAUGAGACUGCUACUGAAGACACUGUUUCUACAUCCAUCUUGAAGACAUCUACCCAAGAGGAAGGCACGGAUGCAUCGGAGCAAGAUGCCAAACUAAUACCAAGUAGUAAGAAAGUAGAGUGUGCUCAAGUGACUGCAAGUGAAUCAAGCUAUCAUUCAGAGACUGAUCAAGCAGAUAAUCCAGUCAUUGUACUAGACAGUCCUCUCCCAUCUCGACACAACCUCCACCCCAGUGAAAAGGAUGAUGAACCUGACUUUGAUGUGAUCAGUGAGGAAGAGGUUGUAGCUGCAAGGAAUGAGCCAUGUCCAUUUGAUAGCCCAUUGAAGGUUGGGCAUGUAGCAGAGUCAAGCAUAAUUGUGACUCCUACACUAUACACAACGGAACUGGAAGCAGGAGUUAAUGAUGACAUCACUAUUAAAGCUGGACAGAGUCAUGCUAUUCCUAUUCAUCUUGAUGCACCAGGAAUCGUUCUAUGCUGGGAGUUUGCCUCAGCACCCAAGACCAUUGCCUUCAGUGUGACGUUCCAGCCAGGUAUGGAGCUUCCAGCAUCUAGCGAUAAGACACAAGUUGAUGAACUUAUACCGCUGUGUAAAUGUAACUCACAUAGACAUGCUGUGCAGGGAGAACUAAUGGCUCGCAAAGCUGGCAUCUAUACAUUACUCUUCGACAAUAGCUUCUCCAGAUUCACUCAGAAAACGGUCAAGUACAGUCUUCAAGUGAAACGACCUGAAGCAGCGUACUAAUUUACUAAAGAAGUCUUCCAACCAACCAGCCAAUCAGUCUAAGGAAUACAGGCCAAAGCAGUCUAGUGGCCAAUCUUGACAACCCAAGGCUUAGGCAGCCUGCUAGCCAAUCAUGAAAGGUCUACAAAAAGAACAAUACAAAGUAGUUGGUCAGCCAAUCAUGACAACCCAAUUCAACCUGCCAGCCAAUCAUGAGAGGUGUAAGGAUUACAGGCCAAAGCGGUCUAGUGGCCAAUCAUGACAAUCCAAUUCAACCUGCAAGAGAACAUACAAAGUAGUCGGUUAGCCAAUCAUGACAAUCCAAGGCAGCCUACUAGCCAAUCAUGAGAGGUCUACAAAAAGAACAUACAAAGUAUUUGGUUAGCCAAUCAUGACAAUCCAAUUCAACCUGCCAGCCAAUCAUGAGAGGUCUAAGGAAUACAGGCCAAAACAGUCUAGUGGCCAAUCAUGACAAUCCAAUUCAACCUGCAAGAGAACAUACAAAGUAUUUGGUUAGCCAAUCAUGACAAUCCAAGGCAGCCUACUAGCCAAUCAUGAGAGGUCUACAAAAAGAACAUACAAAGUAGUCGGUCAUCCAAUCAUGACAACCGAAGGCAGCCUGCUAGCCAAUCAUGAGAGGUCUUCAAAGAGAACAUACAAAGUAGUCGAUCAGUCAAUCAUGACAAUCCAAGGCAGCCUACUAGCCAAUCAUGAGAGGUCUUCAAAGAGAACAAUACAAAGUAGUCGGUCAUCCAAUCAUGACAACCCAAGGCAGCCUGCUUGCCAAUCAUGAGAGGUCUACUAAUAACUAAACAACACAAAGCAGUUGCUCAGCCACUCACGACAGGUCUACAAAGCAAACAACCUCAAACAAUCUGUAAAGCAGUCUGUGCGAGGAAUGAGCUGGAGCAUCAUAUUCAAAGUCUACUGUUAACAGGCACAGAUAUGGCCAGAUUUCAGGCAGUGACAAAAAACACCAUGUAGUUCAAAUGACUAAACCUCUAUUAAGGAAACACUCAGAGAAUUAUAGAAUGUACAUUAUGUACUCAAAGAACCCAGUCUCGGUGUAGAUUCAAGAUUAAUUGGAAUGAACUUAAAGUAUAAGCUACGUGUAGCUAUACCAACAUGUGCAAUAUUUAAUUUAUGUUUGAUGACCUGAAGCCGCGUAUUGGUACUAGCCAAUCAACAGCAUCUACUCACAUCUUUAAUUUUAAAGCAAUAUAUUAUAGAUUAGUUUAAGUAAGCCUUUUUAUAUCAGGGUUUUUGCAUCACACCAGAGUUUCUCUAGCAAGCAUUAUUUAAAAAUGGAUUCAAUGAUUUACAAUGACAGUGCCUUUUUAGUGUAAACCAGGUGAUUGUGCUAUGUGAAGCCAAGUUUAAAGACAUUGGACACUAUUGGUAAUUGUCAAAGACCAGUCUUCUCACUUGGUGCAUCUCAACAAAUG
This is a messenger RNA of Asterias rubens (European starfish), 6533 nucleotides long. RefSeq names its product FYVE and coiled-coil domain-containing protein 1-like. Gene Ontology annotation, biological process: plus-end-directed vesicle transport along microtubule; positive regulation of autophagosome maturation. Gene Ontology annotation, molecular function: metal ion binding. NCBI's taxonomy places the organism in Eukaryota, Metazoa, Echinodermata, Asteroidea, Forcipulatida, Asteriidae. The transcript is spliced from 19 exons. The record is from RefSeq and is a predicted model, not a curated record. Gene Ontology annotation, cellular component: autophagosome; lysosome; late endosome. Bases 214 to 5109 code for a protein of 1631 amino acids.